Molecule: messenger RNA, 1697 nt
Organism: Carica papaya (papaya)
Lineage: Eukaryota; Viridiplantae; Streptophyta; Magnoliopsida; Brassicales; Caricaceae
Product: casein kinase II subunit alpha-2-like
Biological process (GO): peptidyl-threonine phosphorylation; peptidyl-serine phosphorylation; regulation of cell cycle
Cellular component (GO): nucleus; cytosol; protein kinase CK2 complex
Molecular function (GO): protein serine/threonine kinase activity; ATP binding
Source: RefSeq, a predicted model, not a curated record
AAGAGGUUGGUGAAAAAAUGGGAGCGCGAGAAAGAGAAAAGAGAAGAAACGGAAUCCUCCGUUCCGACUAGUUCCCCAAAUAAAGAAUUGAUGGCCAUAGGGCCCUUUCAAUUCACAAUCUCUUCCUCUCGCCAUAGCAGCAAGCUCCUAUCCCUCUUCGUCUUCUUCUCUUUUUCAUCCACAAAGGCGGCACCGAAGCAACCGCUUCCAUUUCAUUCCUCUCCUCGGAUUGCGUCUCUUCAAAUCCUGCGUGGAAUAAGCUCUAGCGCAUCGAUUCAUCACAGGCAGUUGCGGCAGCAGCAGCAGCAACAGAGUCAGAGACAAAACCGUCCGACACAGUUGGCUGCAACGCCCGAAACACUGGCGCAGAAGAUCGGCAAAUCGGUUAGGCGCCCUGGCGCGCCCUCCAAGGCUAGGGUUUACUCCGAUAUCAACGUCGUCAGGCCCAAGGAAUACUGGGACUAUGAGUCCCUCACUGUUCAAUGGGGGGAGCAGGAUGAUUAUGAGGUGGUGCGGAAGGUUGGGAGGGGGAAGUACAGUGAGGUGUUUGAGGGUGUACAUUGCACGGGCAAUGAGAAAUGUAUCAUCAAGAUCCUCAACCCUGUGAAGAAGAAGAAGAUUAAAAGGGAGAUCAAAAUACUUCAGAACCUCUGUGGCGGACCAAAUAUUGUGAAGUUGCUGGAUAUUGUUAGGGAUCAGCAGUCAAAGACACCAAGUCUGAUAUUUGAAUAUGUGAAUAACACUGAUUUUAAAGUGCUUUACCCGACACUUUCAGACUAUGACAUUCGAUACUACAUUUAUGAACUCUUGAAGGCAUUGGAUUAUUGUCACUCACAAGGUAUCAUGCAUAGAGAUGUGAAACCACAUAAUGUAAUGAUUGAUCAUGAGCAACGAAAACUUCGUCUCAUUGAUUGGGGCCUGGCUGAAUUCUAUCAUCCUGGGAAAGAAUAUAAUGUUCGUGUUGCUUCAAGAUACUUCAAAGGUCCUGAGCUUCUUGUUGAUUUGCAAGACUAUGAUUAUUCUUUAGAUUUGUGGAGCCUUGGUUGCAUGUUUGCUGGAAUGAUAUUCCGCAAAGAGCCAUUCUUCUAUGGACAUGACAAUUACGAUCAACUGGUUAAAAUAGCCAAGGUCCUUGGGACAGAUGAACUAAAUGCUUAUCUGAGCAAGUACCGAAUAGAGUUGGACCCACAUCUCGCCGCCCUUGUUGGCAGACAUAGCAGAAAACCAUGGUCAAAGUUCAUUAAUUCUGACAACCAGCACUUGGCAGUUCAUGAGGCUGUUGACUUUCUUGACAAGUUGCUGCGGUAUGAUCACCAAGAAAGGCCAACUGCAACAGAAGCAAUGGCCCAUCCAUAUUUCUACCCAAUUAGAAAUGCAGAAAGCAGCAGAGCACGAGCUCAGUAAUGGUGAAGUGCAGUAUCUUCUUUCAAGGUAGUCAGUCAGUCACUAGGCAGAGCUUUCUACUGUACUCUUGACUGAAACUUGUUAAUUUUUGUGUUUGGGUUUAAUUUGUUUUUUUUUUUUUUUAAUUUUUUUUGGAUUCAACUCAGGUUUUAUAUUUUUCCGUGUGCUUAUGAUUUGUGAACUAUCUUCGUAUAGUUUCUGCCUGCCAGAAAUAGUUGUCUGGCUUCUUCUUUUUUUUUUUCUUUUUGGUGGUCAAAUGUGUAACAAUCUAGACCUUCUCUUUUCUCCCUCAA